Messenger RNA from Exophiala oligosperma, 1347 nucleotides. RefSeq lists its product as uncharacterized. Gene Ontology annotation, molecular function: 2,4-dienoyl-CoA reductase (NADPH) activity. The transcript is spliced from 2 exons. Gene Ontology annotation, biological process: fatty acid catabolic process. NCBI's taxonomy places the organism in Eukaryota, Fungi, Ascomycota, Eurotiomycetes, Chaetothyriales, Herpotrichiellaceae. Bases 241 to 1215 code for a protein of 324 amino acids. The record is from RefSeq and is a predicted model, not a curated record.
CGAGAACAUCCAAGGUAAUAAUUGUUUACGGCCGUUGCUACUCUGUAGUACACUUACUUGAAAUACAGGUCUCACCUUUCAUCUUUCGUCUUCAUUACUACAGGCCGUGGAAAACACUUUUGCGGUUUUCGAGUCUCCCUCUCUCACACACACUUCCUCCAACCCUCACCAGACGCCCAACCUAAUCGUGGUUUAUCCUCCGCCGCCUCAGUCCUUCUCAUCCUCCUCCACGCCGUUACAAUGCCUCUCCAGAAACAUGAAUACCUCUCCUCGGUAUGGCGAGAUGGCAUCUUCACCGACAAGGUCGUCUUCUGCACCGGCGGCAACGGUAGCAUCUGUUCCGCUCAAGUGCGGGCUCUGGUGCACCUCGGAGCCAACGCGUGCAUAGUCGGACGCAAUGUCGAAAAGACGGAACGUAUGGCAAAGGACAUUGCGACCGCACGACCGGGUAGUAGGGUUUUGGGCAUAGGCGCGGUGGACGUCCGCAACGUCGACUCCCUUCAAAAGUCGAUCGAUACCUGCGUCAAGGAACUUGGAGGGAUCGAUUUCCUAAUUGCCGGGGCGGCAGGAAACUUUCUAGCUCCUCUCGCUCAAUUGUCACCCAACGCCUUCAAGUCGGUCAUGGACAUUGACAUUCUGGGAUCUUACAACGUCACCAAACUCGCCCUGCCUCACCUCGUGGCCUCGGCCAAGAGACACAACUCGUCGUCCUCGCUCCCGCAUUCGUCGUCCGGCACCCCGGGCGGCCGCAUCAUCUACGUGUCGGCGACCAUCCACUACACGGGCCUGCCGAUGCAGACCCACGUCGCCGUCGCAAAGGCCGGCAUCGACGCCCUCUCGGCCAACGUGGCCAUCGAGUACGGCCCGCUGGGCGUCACCAGCAACAUCAUCGCCCCCGGCCCCAUCGCGGGCACCGAGGGCAUGGACAGGCUGUCCAAGGAACACAAGUCGGGGGGUUCCAAGACGAGCAAGCGCAUCCCGUUGGGCAGGUGGGGCCUGAUCAAGGAGAUCGCGGACGCCACCGUCUUCCUGUUCAGCGACACGGGCAACUACAUCACCGGCGACAACCUGGUGGUCGACGGCGGGGCGUGGCGCACCUCCGGAGGCACCCCCGGCGGCGACUUUGUCUAUCCCGACUUCAUCCUCUCCGGGGCGGAGGUUACCGGGGUGGCGGGCAGCAAAAAGAAGAAGGCGACGCCCGCUUCUAAACUAUAGACGACUAUAUAAGAGGACGCCUCCCACACGCCCGAGGUUUGCUUUUUUUUGGUAUGCACGAGUUACGGAGUUCCAAACGAAAGCGUUUUGAUUAUAUACCUAUCUACGAAAGAAUUGAAGGCGCUUACACCC